This is a messenger RNA of Mytilinidion resinicola, 1263 nucleotides long. RefSeq lists its product as uncharacterized. Lineage: Eukaryota; Fungi; Ascomycota; Dothideomycetes; Mytilinidiales; Mytilinidiaceae. The transcript is spliced from 4 exons. Gene Ontology annotation, biological process: chromosome segregation; protein phosphorylation. Bases 97 to 1218 code for a protein of 373 amino acids. Gene Ontology annotation, molecular function: ATP binding; protein kinase activity. The record is from RefSeq and is a predicted model, not a curated record. Gene Ontology annotation, cellular component: nucleus; cytoplasm; centrosome.
GCUUUUCGUUAGAGUAGGUGACAACGGACGCAUAAAAGACGUGGGUUGAACCUUCGAGAUGCGACAUGUGUUGAGCUAACGUCAGAUACGUAGAGAAUGAUCGCGAAACAUCUUUUAGGAGAUGACGCAAGCGAUAUAGUCGAUGUUGCAGACCGUCCGGAAGAAGGGGCAGCCGCUGGCCCACCGAUCCCAGAGGGAACGUGGAAAGCGUACACGGACAAGGAAUUGUUCGAGAUGACAGAUACGCCUCCCGAAAUAGCAAUCCAUUACGCAAUGUCCGAAAUUUACGAUAAUCCUAACGUUCCCACGUUUAGAACGGCGGCAAGACGUGCGGGAGGCACGGAAUCUCGGUGGAUCGUUUACAUGGACUACGCUCCGUUCGGUACUCUGGAUGUAAUUAUCGAAGAGUAUGGCAAGACGAGAUAUGGCCAAAUUCCCGAACCGUUUAUUUGGUACGUGGCGGAAUCAUUGGCCAGCGCCUGUAAAACGUUGAUUUGGGGCGAUGAACCUUCGUCGGAUUUAGACUCGGUCCACGCAUCCGACAUUUCAGUGAGCUCAAAUGACGACCAGGCCGGAGAUGGUAACCAAAAGGUAAAGGGUAGUGAUGAUCCACCGCUUCGGUAUGUGCACACGGAUAUCAAACCCGAGAACAUUCUUCUUGGCGAGGCACAAACCGCAUACUAUCCCGUGUAUAAACACCCUCUGCUUGCAGAUCUGGGUGAUCUAGCAACUUCAGGAGGACGUCACAAGCUGGACACACCUGGUUACCUGGCACCGGAAGUUGAGGUCGCCCUGCCCGUUAGCGGAAAAACCAUGGUGUGGGAGAUAGGAAUCAUUCUCUACUCCCUGACCCGUCGGGUUGCGGGGAUUAAGGCACAAAAUGCCCUCGAUCGCGAAGCGCCAACUGAACUGGAUGAGACAAUACCCGUGGAGGACUUACUGGAAAAACCCAGCAUCAACAACGAGUCCUAUAAGUACUUAUACUCGAAGCGGCUCGAAGACUUGAUUAUCGACUGUUUGCAAACCCACAAGCGAGGUCGGCCCACCAUUGCGCGACUACAUGACAAGGCACGGGAAGGCUUGGACCUCAUCAAUCAAACACAAAAGCUUCUGGACGCAGACGUUGAUACUGUUCCGCAAUUCUUACGUAUCAAUUUCAAACCAGAUCAGUACCCAAUCGCCUCCAAGAGGAAGAGACGGAAGCCAACUAUUUCUUAAACUGGGACGCAGCAACGGGAUGUGGUUUAUGUUCAGGUGGCAUCU